GUCAGAAGUUGUGCAUGUCAGUGUGACAGCCGUGCCGUGAGUGAGGUUGUCUGAAAUGAUUUAUAUGAUGUGGAGCUGUCUUCUUUGAUUGUUUUGGGAAAGAUCAGACAGGGUCGCGUUUAAAGCACACUGAUUUGAAGUAACGUUACAGAAGGAGACUUGCUAAGGAAAAUCAUAGAAGAGUGGCCAAGAUUCUGAAGUGGAUGUCAAUGAACUGCCAGUCAAGAAAAAAACCCUGAGUUGAUCUCUCACAGGCCAGAGCAUUGUAUUAAAAAAGUAUAGCCAGUGUGCAGUUAGAUGCAGCUCAACCUCUGUGUUUGCAAAUGGCUUGCUGUCUGAAGGAUGAGCUCCUGUGUUCCAUCUGUCUGAGUAUCUACCAGGACCCUGUCAGUUUCGGCUGUGAGCACUAUUUCUGUCGAAAGUGCAUCACUGAGCACUGGAGCAGACAGGAGCCCCAUGGUGUACGAGACUGUCCUGAGUGCAGGAGGACCUUCGCAGACCCUCUUCUCUCCCCAAGCCUCAAGCUGUCCAACAUCGUGGAACGCUACUCAGCCUUCCCGCUGGAUGCAAUCCUCAACGCGCAGAGGAGUUCCUAUCCCUGCAAGGACCACGAGAAGGUCAAGCUUUUCUGCCUUAGCGACAAGAGCCUGGUGUGCUUCUUCUGUGACGAGCCAGCCUUACACGAGCAGCACCAGGUCACCACUAUUGACGAGGCCUACGAGGAGAUACAGAGGGAGAUGAAGGAGCAGCUGGCCACUCUGCGGGACAGUGAGAAGGGACACACAGAGGCCCUGCAGCUACUGCAGAGACAACUCACUGAGACCAAGUCGUCGGCCAAGGGCCUGCGUGCGACCAUCGGCGAGGCAUUUGAACGUCUGCAGCGGUUCCUGCGAGAGCGCCAGAAGGCCAUGCUGGAGGAGCUGGAGACGGACACGGCGCGCACGCUCUCCGACAUCGAGCACAAGAUCCAGCGCUUCAGCCAGCAGCUGCGUGACGUCAAGGAGGGCGUCGGCAUCCUGCAGGAGCGUCUCAACGAGACGGGACGCCACGACUUCCUGGAGGGCGUGGCCCUCACCUCCGAGAGGUGCUCUGCUUACUGUCUGACUGACCUUGGAUCAGCUCUUCUUCCAAAAAGCCACAGUCCUAAACUUUUGAUAAAAGGAAAGAUACAUGAGACCAAUCUAACAUAUGAAGAUUUCCCGACCUCCAAGUACAUGGGGCCCCUGCAGUACACAAUAUGGAAGUCUCUAUUUCAGGAUAUUUCACCAGUGCCAGCAGCUUUGACCUUAGACCCCAUCACAGCCCACCAUAGACUCAUCCUAUCAGAUGACUGCACCAUUGUAGCCUAUGGUAACCUGCACCCCCAGCCCCUGCAGGACUCCCCGCGGCGCUUCGACGUCGAGGUGUCUGUGCUGGGGGCCGAGGGCUUUGGCUCGGGGGUGCAUUACUGGGAGGUGAUGGUGUCGGAGAAGACCCAGUGGAUGAUCGGCGUGGCCAACGAGACGGUCAGCCGCAAGGGCAGCAUCCAGAUCCAACCCAGCCGCGGCUUCUACUGCAUCGUCAUGCACGACGGCAACCAGUACAGCGCCUGCACCGAGCCCUGGACCCGCCUCAACGUCAAGAGCAAGCUGGAGAAGGUGGGCGUGUACCUGGACUACCCCAAGGGCCUGCUGGUGUUCUACAAUGCUGACGACAUGUCCUGGCUGUACACCUACCGGGAGAAGACGUUCCCGGCCAAGCUCUGCCCCUACUUCAGCCCCGGGCAGAGCCACGCCAACGGCAAGAACGUCCAGCCGCUAAGAAUCAACACUGUGCGUCUAUAAGAACCACACACAGGGUCACUCUACAGAUCAGAUCACACACCUCAACCCUCCCUGAGGAUAGGGUACCAACGAUGAUAUAACUAAGAUCCUAAAGACAGCUUGUUUUAAAAUUUUUAGAAAAAAAAACAGGGGUAUGACUAUGAAAUGUGGAUUUCUUCCGGGCUGGUGUCCUGUCCGGGUCGCUGUUUUUCCUUGCCUGUCGGUGUGGCUCCUCAUUGAUCUCACCAGGGAGGGACUAUGUGGACAUUGCUGCGGCAUCAUGGUUUCAACUGGAGCCCUGGUCAGCUUCUACAGUGGUGUAAGGAGAGAGAGACCCCCAAGCCCCUCUGGGCUUUACUCUGUCUGCAUAGAUGUCAUCCCACCGUGGUUUAGUAGUGGUAUCUCUGUACUGUGACUGUCUGAGGCCCACCUUGCACAGGCCCAAGGGCUCUGCUCUCCUUACAAGGCUCCAGACGGCUGCUCCGUCUGUCUCUCUCAGCAGCCAGACAUUUGACACUGGUGGUCACCUUUCUUUCUUUUGGCUUGUUUGUGGAAUGUGUCUGACAACACUCUGCUCCUUUUCCUUUGGCACAGUUAGCAGUUGUGAGCUUGUGAGUGAAAGCCUGUCGUCAUGGCAGUGAGUGCUGUUCCAUGUCCUUCUGUGUACCUGUACCCUUUACUGAUGGAAAUGAUGUUGCAGCUCUUGAUUCCUGUCCCUCAGGUCACACGUCCAGUUUUCCAUCGUCGACAGUGUCAGUCAGUCCAAGUGCUGGACAUGGCUGAUACUCAUGAUUUGUAAUGGCAGCCUCAUGGUCCGUGUGCUCUAGUGAUGGUCACUCUGUGCAUGGUCACUAGUGGUGUUUGCCGUCCUCACCCUUCCCUCGUUUCCCUACACCUCUCCCUCUCUGUUCCCUCUCUCAGCACACCUACCUCCUGUGAGCGAUGUUGGGGUGCUUGGAGAGGUGGGUCUGAGAAUGUGCUGCUAUGAGAGUGAGGACAUGUUGCGUGUUUCGCGCCUGGCCUCUCUCCUCUCCCCACCGGGUGGUUUCUGUUGGGUUCUUCCACUCCAGCAUGAGAGCUCUACUCUACCUGUCAUGUACCUAUGUUUUCACAUAUUUUGUUACCUUUAUUUUAGCAGGUUAGUCUCAUUGAGAUUAACAAUCUCUUUUACAAGAGAGACCUGGCCAAAAUAGCAGCACACAAAGUUGCAGACACAUUUACAACAUAAAACAAAAAGCACUACAGUUUAAAAAACAUCAAUUUACACAUUGAACAACAAGAUGGUUUGGGAAAGUGUGGUGCAACUAGGGGUCAAAACAUUGGUCAAAACAAAAUGGUAGCUGUCUCAAUAUGGUCUUUUAAAUAAAAAUGUACCAAUGAUUUAACCCUUGGUAAAAUAAGGGUUAAAUACAAAAUCAAAAUAAAAGAAGAGCUAAGGAAGGCCAGCCCACUCUCAUAUAGAGGUUACAGUGAUGAGUGAGGGCUUUGGAGUUCGUAACAACACUCAGCACCCCAUGGUACACAGGGUCCCGCAUACGUAAUGACGCAACAGGGGCAUACAUGUACAAAAUAUCACCAUCAUUAAUUACAGGCACGAAAGUAGCGGAAAAUAGCCUCUUUCUCGUGUCAAAAGAAAAACAUGACUUAUUACAAAAAUAUAAACCCAACUUGAGCCUAAGCUUUUUCACAAGACCUUCGAUGUGGGGUUUAAAGGUGUCACUCAUCUAUCAAGAAACCCAAGUACUUGUAAGUUUAUACUCUUUCUAUUUGCUUGUCCUGUGUAGUGACUAUACGUGGACGAGUCUGAGGUUUCAACUUAGAUUUUGUCUUUUCAGCAUUUAAAAGCAACUUCAGCUGACAGAGCUGAGUCUGGACAAUAGUAAAGGCAGACUGCAGCUCUUCAAAGGCCUUAUUCAGUGUUACUGCACAAAAAUAAACAACUGUCAUCAACAUAAAAAUGAAAACUAGCAUUUGACAAAUUUCUACCAACAUUAUUAAUAUAGAUAGUAAACAACAGUGGUCCAAGAACAGCUCCAUGUGGCGCCACCUUCUGGACGGUUAACAUAUCAGAUGACUUGCCAUCAAACUGGACUCACUGAGUUCUAUCUGACAGUUACCUUUUGAACCAUGAGACUGCCUGAUCAGAUAAUCCUAUCUCCUAUCCAAGUCUUUGCAACAUGUCAUGAUCAAUGGUGUCGAAUGCCUUCGACAGCUCGAUGAAAAGGGAGACAGUGCUGUUUCUUGUCCAUGGCAUCAAUAAUAUCAUUAACAACUUUUGUUGCUGCAGUAGAAGUGCCAUGCUGUUUUCUGAAACCUCAUUAAAACUUUGACACAGAAACCUCUGGUUAGCACGCGUACAUUCCUGAUUCCAUCUCCCUGCCUCCUCCCUCCCAUGAUGUCUCAUCAUCGCAACGUAGGUGUCAGAGGUUAAUCCGAAUAAAUGAAUCUUGACAUCUGCUAAAUUACAGUUGGCCUAUGGGGCAGAGACCACUUACGACUCGAGCAGCAUGGUGCUGCAAUUAAUGAGCUCUGGAAGGUUUUUAAGCAUUCUGUCAGUUUUUUUUUCUUCAAAUAUGUUGAAGAUAGUAAAUGCUAUGGACACCAAACGUUUUCUUUGUUUUAAAGAAAAUAAUAUGGUCAGUCUAAAUAUACUGAACAAAAAUAUAAACGCAACAUGCAACUAUUUCAUU
Messenger RNA from Coregonus clupeaformis (lake whitefish), 4492 nucleotides. Its product is annotated as E3 ubiquitin-protein ligase TRIM62-like. The coding region runs from base 324 to 1823 and encodes 499 amino acids. The transcript has 6 exons. Gene Ontology annotation, molecular function: protein binding; zinc ion binding. Gene Ontology annotation, biological process: positive regulation of canonical NF-kappaB signal transduction; innate immune response. NCBI's taxonomy places the organism in Eukaryota, Metazoa, Chordata, Actinopteri, Salmoniformes, Salmonidae. The record is from RefSeq and is a predicted model, not a curated record.